AUGGGGGACUCCUGCCUCUGCCGCCUGUCCCUGCUUCUCCUUCUCCAGCUCCCUACCUGGGCAUCCACAGGGCAGUUCCGGGUGAUCGGGCCCUCAGAGCCCAUUGUGGCGGUGCUGGGUGGUGAUGCCAUGCUGCCCUGCUACGUGUUCCCAGCCACGAACGUGAGAAACAUGGAGCUGAGGUGGUUCCGCACCACACUGGAAGAAUCUGUGUUUGUCUAUCGGAACCAGAGGGAGCGGAAGGACGAGCAGAUGGCUGAGUAUGCAGGGCGGACCUCCCGGAAGGACGAGCAGAUGGCUGAGUAUGCGGGGCGGACCUCCGUGGACUUUCUCGCCCACGGGGAGGCGGCGGUGAACAUCCACGACAUCCGGGUUUCUGACAGCGGGACGUAUACUUGCUUCUUCAAGACGGGAAGCUUCUUUGAAGAGGCCAACUUGGAACUGAAGGUGGCAGGGGUGGGCUCUGCCCCUCAAGUGUACAUCCAGGGGCCGGAGGAGGACGGUGUCCGCGUGGUAUGCGCAGCCUCCGGGUGGUUCCCAAAGCCCCAGGUUCAGUGGAGAGACGUCAGUGGGAAGAAGAUCCUGGCGUUCUCUGAGGCCCACACCCAAGACGCCGAGGAGCUGUUCAGUGUGGAGGCCACCCUGGUGGUGAGAGACAGCUCUGUGGGCAACGUGACUUGCUCCAUCCUCAACCCCAUCCUGGGCCAGGAGAGGGCCGCUGCCAUUUUUAUUCCAGAGCCCUUCUUCCCUCAGGCCUCUCCCUGGAAGCCAGCUUUUGCUGUGAGCCUGACUGUGAUGGGGCUCCUACUCUUUGGUGCUGGCUGUUUUCUCCAUAGAGAACAUUCUGCAAAGCUGCAGAUACUGCAGGAAAGGAAGCAGAAGAGGUUGGAGAAAGAGGAGGAUAAGAAGACAAAAGAGCAGGCACUGAAGGAGAAGGAUGAACUCCAGGCAGAACUUGGUCAGAGGAAGGCAGCUUACCUGGCUGCCUGGAGGAAGGCGCAGCUGUACGCAGACUGGCGAAAGGAACAGUUCCAGGCUCGGUCUGUCAUCCUGGAUCCAGGAUCUGCCCACGCAAGCAUUGACCUCUCUCCCGGAAAGACAAGUCUCACCUGGAAGGACUCCAGUGGGAGUGAAAUCUGGAGUGUGCUGGGCCUGGAGGGCAUCACAUCCGGAAGAUGGUACUGGGAGGUGCGGAUUAGGAAUGGAGACCACAGCGAGUGGACAGUGGGGAUCUGCAGGGAAGAUGUUGAAAGGACAGGCUGGUAUAUAGAGUCCUUGGGUAAGGGGUUCUGGGUUGUGAGAUGGGGUAAACAUGGGUAUUUCACCGAUGGUAAAUGUGAUACCGGGUUUCCUGUCAAACAGGAGUGCUGCAGGGUGGGGGUUUUCCUGGACUACAGUGAAGGGGAUGUCUCCUUCUAUGACAUGGCAGAGGGGUCCCACAUUUUCUCUUUACCUCAGGCUUCCUUUUCCGGGACUCUCUUUCCAUAUUUCAGCUUUAAAAGUGGAUGUGGGUCUUUGGAGCUCCCUGCAUCCCUUAACAAUUCUUCUUUGGAGGAGACUCUGAGGCCCUCAGGGAAAGGACUCAUCUCAGGCUCUGCUGUGGAUGAUGUUGCCCCAGGGGCAGACUUUCCCUUGCUCUCUGGCAGCCCGGAGCUGUGACCCCAUGGACCCCUCAUGUC
This is a messenger RNA of Fukomys damarensis (Damara mole-rat), 1679 nucleotides long. RefSeq names its product butyrophilin-like protein 1. Gene Ontology annotation, biological process: regulation of cytokine production; T cell receptor signaling pathway. NCBI's taxonomy places the organism in Eukaryota, Metazoa, Chordata, Mammalia, Rodentia, Bathyergidae. Gene Ontology annotation, cellular component: external side of plasma membrane. Bases 1 to 1659 code for a protein of 552 amino acids. The transcript is spliced from 10 exons. The record is from RefSeq and is a predicted model, not a curated record. Gene Ontology annotation, molecular function: signaling receptor binding.